Arabis nemorensis is the source of this 1035-nucleotide messenger RNA. Lineage: Eukaryota; Viridiplantae; Streptophyta; Magnoliopsida; Brassicales; Brassicaceae. The record is from the annotation of a GenBank genome assembly.
AUGGAUAAGAAGAAAGUCGCGGUUCCUCUAGUGUGCCAUGGCCACUCGAGACCUGUCGUUGAUUUGUUCUACAGUCCAAUCACACCUGAUGGUUUCUUCCUCAUUAGCGCGAGUAAAGAUUCUCAUCCAAUGUUGAGAAAUGGGGAAACUGGAGACUGGAUUGGUACAUUUGAAGGGCAUAAAGGUGCAGUUUGGAGUUCUUGUCUCGAUAACAAUGCGUUGCGUGCAGCAUCCGCUUCUGCAGAUUUUUCAGCGAAACUUUGGGAUGCUUUGACUGGGGAUGUGUUGCAUUCUUUUGAGCACAAACAUAUUGUUCGAGCUUGCGCCUUCUCUGAGGAUACGAAAUCGCUAAUCACUGGAGGGUUUGAGAAAAUUCUUCGUGUAUUCGACUUGAAUCGCUUGGAUGCGCCUCCUACAGAAAUUGAUAAAUCUCCUGGUUCUAUCAGAACACUUACGUGGCUUCACAGUGAUCAAACGAUAUUGAGUUCUUGCACUGAUAUCGGCGGGGUGAGGUUAUGGGAUGUGAGGAGCGGCAAAAUCGAGCAAACACUAGAAACUAAGUCUCCUGUCACCAGUGCUGAAGUGAGUCAAGAUGGACGGUAUAUAACAACUGCUGAUGGAUCGACUGUUAAAUUUUGGGAUGCGAAUCAUUUCGGACUAGUGAAGAGUUACGACAUGCCCUGCAAUAUCGAAUCUGCGUCUCUUGAGCCAAAAUCUGGCAACAAAUUCGUUGCUGGUGGAGAAGACAUGUGGGUUCGACUGUUUGAUUUCCACACUGGAGAAGAGAUUGGAUGCAACAAGGGACAUCAUGGUCCGGUACACUGCGUGAGAUUUGCACCAACAGGUGAGUCUUAUGCUUCAGGGUCUGAAGAUGGUACCAUAAGAAUCUGGCAGACAUGUCCUGUGAAUCCUGAAGAGAUGAGCGAAUCAAAGUCAGGGAAAUCGAAGCAGAACGUGGAGGAGGUUGCUCGUGAGAUCGAAAGCUUUAACCUUAACAAGGAAGGGAAAACUGAAGAGAAACCAACGGAUGCCUAA